GGCCGCUGCCCGCCCCCGCCGCGGCCCCUAGCUCGCAGCCCACUCCGCGCAGCCACAGAUCAUCUUCCGAUUCUUCCCCAGGAGCUUCAAGUAAUCUAGCCUGUCCUCAUGUGCAAGGUGGUGGCUCAUAAGAGCAAGCCCAGCAUAUUGCACCGAAAGCCCUGCUUAGAAAGCCGGGAGAAAGCUCACUUAGAGCAACCCAGUAGGGAUAUGUCCUCAGCACCAACUACUCCUCCAUCAGUGGAUAAAGUAGACGGAUUUUCUCGGAAGUCCGUCAGAAAAGCCAGACAGAAGAGGUCGCAAAGCUCCUCACAGUUUAGGUCUCAAGGCAAGCCCAUUGAGCUCACGCCUCUGCCGCUGCUCAAAGACGUUCCAACCUCAGAGCAGCCUGAACUGUUCCUAAAGAAACUUCAGCAGUGCUGUGUCAUUUUUGACUUCAUGGACACGCUAUCUGAUCUUAAAAUGAAAGAAUACAAGCGCUCCACUCUUAAUGAACUGGUGGACUACAUUACAAUAAGCAGAGGCUGUCUGACAGAGCAGACUUACCCUGAAGUAGUUAGAAUGGUAUCUUGCAAUAUAUUCAGAACUCUCCCUCCUAGUGACAGCAAUGAAUUCGACCCAGAAGAAGAUGAACCUACCCUCGAGGCAUCAUGGCCCCACUUACAGCUUGUAUAUGAAUUUUUCAUACGAUUUUUGGAAAGCCAAGAAUUCCAACCCAGCAUUGCCAAAAAAUACAUAGAUCAGAAAUUUGUAUUACAGCUUUUGGAGCUGUUUGACAGCGAAGACCCUCGAGAACGGGACUAUUUAAAAACAGUCUUGCACAGGAUUUAUGGCAAGUUUCUCGGGCUUAGAGCAUUUAUCCGAAAACAAAUUAACAAUAUUUUUCUAAGGUUUGUUUAUGAAACAGAGCACUUCAAUGGUGUAGCUGAACUGCUGGAAAUAUUAGGAAGUAUUAUCAAUGGCUUCGCUUUACCACUUAAGGCGGAGCACAAACAGUUCCUGGUGAAGGUGCUGAUCCCUCUGCAUACUGUCCGGAGUUUAUCUCUCUUCCACGCCCAGCUGGCGUAUUGUAUAGUACAGUUUCUGGAGAAAGACCCUUCCCUUACAGAACCAGUUAUUAGGGGGUUAAUGAAAUUUUGGCCUAAAACAUGCAGUCAAAAAGAGGUCAUGUUCCUUGGGGAGCUGGAAGAAAUCUUGGAUGUGAUUGAACCGUCACAAUUUGUUAAAAUCCAAGAACCUUUGUUUAAACAAAUUGCCAAGUGUGUUUCUAGCCCCCAUUUUCAGGUGGCAGAAAGGGCACUCUAUUAUUGGAAUAAUGAAUACAUCAUGAGUUUGAUAGAAGAAAACUCUAACGUCAUCCUUCCCAUCAUGUUCUCCAGCCUUUAUAGGAUUUCAAAAGAGCAUUGGAAUCCGGCUAUUGUGGCGUUGGUGUACAACGUGUUGAAGGCAUUUAUGGAAAUGAACAGCACUAUGUUUGAUGAGCUGACAGCCACAUACAAGUCAGAUCGUCAGCGUGAGAAAAAGAAAGAAAAGGAGCGCGAAGAACUGUGGAAAAAAUUGGAGGAUCUGGAGUUAAAGAGAGGUCUUAGACGCGAUGGGAUAAUUCCAACUUAACAACAGCCUAACAGCGACACACUAACCCGUGGGUCACACGCUUAUGUAGUAGAAGGAUGGAGCAACCGUUUUCUGUAUUGUGCAACUUUACAGUAGAUUUCACAUUUGUCUCAUUAUUACAGCAGCACUGUAUAUACCUGUCUCUAAGUAAAGGAAAACAUAAGGACUUCAAAGUGUGGACAGUAGAUGGACUCUCAGAACUUUGCAAACAUAAUCAUUGUUCUAACCCUCUUUAAAAACAAACAAACAAAAGGUCUACAGAGAUCUGUCGGGGAAAUUGCUAUGUUAAAAUUCCAUUAUCAGGAGUUCCUUAUUUAUCACUAGCAGAGAGUAUGAUACAAUUUUCAAAUGUGAACAAUCUUAAAUUUAGCUUGUCUUUCUGCUAAGCUGUUAAAUGUAUUUAUAGUAAAGGAAGAAAAGAUUUGUCAUUUCUUUAUAAGUUUGUAUAGCACCCUCCUCUGGACAUGACUGUAAUGUGACAUCCUUUCCUUUUGCACAUCUUCAUGAGUCAAAUGUCCACGUGGAACGGGGCUGUAAAUCACAGAGGUCCCUGAUGACAGUUUGUCUGCUGGAAGAACAUCUUCCCAGCCACCAGGUGUUCCUGGUCCUCCUUUAGUUUUCAGAUUAGGAGUGAAAAAGAGGAGGUGAUAAGCAUGGUAGCGAAGGGAAUGUUGGGCUUCGUAUCAGACAUGGUGAGUCCAAAUCAGGGUCUUGAAUCCUUUGAAAACAGGCAGUGGGACGCGCAGGCCUCAGCCCCUGCAGCAUUAGCUGCAGGCAUCAGUGUGCAUCCAGACCAGAGACAAUUUAGAAAUGUCAGAGAACAUCCUUUCGGAUCCUUUGAAGUGAGAAAGACAGAACACUAAGCGAUAGAGCCGUGGAGCUGAGCCCCAGGACUGCGCAUCCGGUUGGGAACUGCAUUGAGUGAACAGCACGCACUGUUUGGAGUUGUUGCCUUACUUUCUAAUGUGUACUUACCAAGUAUUUCAGCAAGAGGAUGCAGCCUCUGGAGAAGCAAAACACGUUCCAGGGGCUUUUUAUAGAUUCUCGUUCUAUAGCUCAUCACAGCGCCAGCCCUGUUUUUAGCCAGAAAGGAUUCAGGAUCAACAUUAUGCGUUCUGAAUUGGAUGCAUAUUCCUAACUACUGUAUUUGUUACCAAAAGUGGUUCUACAAAUGCUACUGAAAAAAUCUGGAAAUUCCUAAUGUCCUGAGUAUUAAUAAUAAAGUUUAAAAAAUGCUUUUAUAUCAAAGGUGCAUCGUGACCAAAUUGUUUAAGUUAAAAAAAAAAAAAAAGGACCCCAAGGUCUGGGCUCUAGAUGUCCUUAUCGGCCCUGUGCUGUGUUAACAAGAGCCCCGCAGGGGUAGGUAAGUCGCUGAUAUACAGGUGUGUAGUAUGUAUUUACCCGAUGUGGUUGCACUGCUGUGUAUUGGCAAAUGUGUGGUGGGGUUUGUCUCCAGGAAGCCUUUGCUUGUUAGAGACAGGACAGCGGUGAGCCCAUAAGCCCGAACCAUCACAUCCAGAGUGUCUAUGGCACAGAGCCGGUCCUGUGUUCAUAUGUGGAGUCGUGAUCAUAGCUAACGUGAACACACAUGAGCUCUUGUUGCUCUUAGUAGAAAUACAGUAUAAAUAGGGGCUUGUGUAUUUUCUUCCUUUUAAAUGUAAAGUAGAAUAUAUAGAGCUUUGUUGUUUCUGAGGAAAAGGAGGGGAAAAGCCACAGACUUAUUUCACUUAUGAAGUGUUUCCAGAUUGUCAGUCACAAUGUGUACAUAAAUGUAAGCUAAUUAUGGAUAUUUUUAUUUAGGUACCUUUGGUUUUUGGUUUUUAAAGGUAUGCAUACCACCAAGUCCGAGAUGGUUCAGUGGAAUGAGCAGGCCUCUUAAAGAGCGUCAAGGAAGGUUCCAUAUAGUUCCUGGAAAGUGUUGCAGCAGAGCUGCAGGUCACAUAUUGAUGCCAAGAAGCAAACCAUAGCACAUCCCCUUUAGCUCUGCUUUAGCCAUGUCCAUCUUCAUUGCACAUGUCUUUGAUAGUGUAGACUUUGCUUGCUGUGAUCCCUCGGGGGGGGGGGGGGGGUGUGUGCUCAUUUGGCAUGAGAAAGGUCAGGACCUCGGAGCUAAGGGCAAACAGCACUGGCACUCUUUCUGUCAGUUUUGUCUGUUGGUCGUUCCCAACUGAGAGGAAUAAAGCUAAGCUUUAGACUAUUUAAAGAUGUGAUAAGAGCUGUCUGUCUAAACUCACAGGACAAUCUCUGAGAAGAAACUCUCAUUUUCCUUUUUAACCAAAAGUGACAAUGUGACCUCUGUCAUGUUGUGUGUGGAUGAGAAGCUAGCCCAGGUGACUUGACUGUUGCACUGUGUGACGUGUAAGGACAUACCUGCUGCAUUUGCAGUCGCCUCCUGUCUGACCCUCCCUGGGCAGUCCUGCUGUCACUCGAUGUGACUUAACGGGGACAAACUCAGCUCUGUCUUAUAUUUUGUUUGCUUCAUAGUUUCCAGAACUAUAUAUAAAUAUAUUUUUUCAAUAGCAAAUAUUGUAGUUAAUGAGUGGUGACCACUCCAACCUUAUCCCUACCAUAUUGGUUUCAGGGAUGGGACUAAGAGUGUCUUUGGAAUAAAAAAAAAAUUAAGAUAUAAUCCUGUGAUAUAGAAUGAUGCUGAGGGUGCAGGUUGCAGGCCUGUAGCAGCUGUGUGAGCGAAGUGACCGUCCUCUGGAUCAAACGUCCACUCCUCAUCGUGUCCAUGACCCAGCGCCCCUUUGUCACUGUUUAGUUAUUGCCUGCUGCAAUUUUGAUUAUAUUUUGCUCUUCCUGACAUUGACUUUUUUUUUUAAUAAAUAAAAAAUAUCUGAAUAAUCCCCUGAAUGUGACUGGCUGCAGGAGCUGGGCCCAGCUCCUCCUCCUCGGGCUCUUCCCUAAGUGGCAGGAUCAUUGUAUCGAGCUGAGUCUGUCCCUCCUCUGCAGGGCAGGCUGAGGUGCAGACCAGGGAGCACUCGUAAUCUCACCUCCUAUACCGAACACAUAACCCUAGGCUCAGUCACACUAUGGAAAGGGAAAUGAAGUAGACCUAGAGCUUUAAAAGCUGUUUUAAGUUUUUGUAGGGAGGCUGGGGAGUGGUGUGUGGAUGGAAGGCUAGGGUCAGAAUCACUAAGUAGUCCAGAGGUCAUCGUCUUACUGCUUUGUUUUCCAUUUUAAUUGGCUACACUGACCUGGCCCAGAAAGGAAGAGCUUCUCAACUUUGAUGUCAUUAACCAACAUUCCCACAAAGUGACGGUCACCUGUCUUGGAAAGGUGGCAGGAGAUGUGAUCAAUGACGUUUUAUUUGCACAUGAAUAUUUUAUUUUUGUAUUCUGGCUCAGCUGCUUCUCUGCGCGGAGUUGGGAGAGCCAUAAAGGACUUUUGUAAGAAGUAUGCCGGCAACGCAUUUUAUACUCCUCUGCAUUUAAUUUUGAGACCCUGAAAGAAGGAUUGUGCGUCCCGAGACGGGGACAAGCAGAGCUUGAGCUAGCGGAAUGUUCAUUUGUGCUGCUGCUUGUGCACGAUAGCGGCCGUCGUGUCCCUCCUGGAAACGAACACCCCGUACUAUGAUGUGUAUGAAUAUAGGUUUCCUUUUCUCCUCUCCCUCUCUUCCUCCUUCCUCUUCCCCGUCCUUGCCUCCAUUUUCUUUCUCAACCCAUCCCUUUUUAAAAAGACCACUUACUGUAAAUAAGUUGUAAUCUAAACCUCAUGUAUCAAUGGGGAACUUUCAAAUAUAAAUAUUACCAAUACA
Messenger RNA from Apodemus sylvaticus (European woodmouse), 5374 nucleotides. It is a transcript of the gene Ppp2r5e, whose product is annotated as protein phosphatase 2 regulatory subunit B'epsilon. Gene Ontology annotation, cellular component: nucleus; cytosol; protein phosphatase type 2A complex. Bases 109 to 1614 code for a protein of 501 amino acids. The record is from RefSeq and is a predicted model, not a curated record. NCBI's taxonomy places the organism in Eukaryota, Metazoa, Chordata, Mammalia, Rodentia, Muridae. Gene Ontology annotation, biological process: signal transduction; protein dephosphorylation. Gene Ontology annotation, molecular function: protein phosphatase activator activity. The transcript has 15 exons.